AUGCGGUUUUUUUCCGUUUGCUGGACACUUACUCUUUUAUUUUCUUCCGGAUUCUGUGCUAAAUUUCAUGACGGACAGUAUGAAUCUGCACCUCAUAUUAUUAUCUUCAUGGUGGAUGAUUUGGGAUGGAAUGACGUAAGUUUCCAUGGAUCCAGUCAAAUUUUUACGCCGAACAUUGAUGCUCUGGCUUACAACGGAAUAAUAUUGAAUAGACACUACACAUUGCCGUCAUGUACGCCGACCAGAGCUGCAUUUAUGUCGGGGAAAUAUCCGAUACGGAUGGGAAUGCAAGGGGAAGGAAUAGUAGGCGGUGAACCACGUGGACUACCAUUAAACGUACGAAUUCUCCCGGAGUAUCUCCGAGAUCUUGGAUACUCUACGAGACUUAUCGGCAAUGGGUUCGAUUUGCACCGAGAUGAUUGUCCGGCUCACGACAUUCGCAACCAAUAUGCUACGGAUUUGUUCACUGAAGAAGCAGUACGUAUAAUUGAAAAUCACGACUCGACGAACCCGCUGUACCUCCAAUUGAGCCAUCUCGGUGUUCAUGCUCCGAUAGAAGCGCCGCUCGACAAUCCUUAUAUGGAAAACUUUGCUCAUAUUCGUGAUCCAAAUCGCCGGAAAUAUGCCUUGAUGGUAUCGCGGAUUGAUGAGUCAUUAGGUCGCAUUGUUGCGACUUUAGGUGAUAAGAAUAUGUUAAAAGACAGUAUAAUUACCAAGUAUACGUUGUACGAGGGUGGUGUGAGAGGUGUAGCAGCAAUUUGGUCUCCACGAUUGCACGCAAUGGCUCGUGUAGCGAACAACCUAAUGCACGUGACCGACUGGCUCCCGACUUUGUACUCAGCAGCUGGAGGGAACGUCGUAGAUUUGGGCGGAAUCGACGGCGUGGAUCACUGGCCGCACUUGAACCGGGGCAGAGAUCCUCCCCGUCAUGAACUCCUGCUGAACAUCGACGAGGAGUCUAAAACAGAAGGAGUUAUAAAGCGCAAUUAUAAAUUAGUCCGCGGUACUUACAAGCGCGGGUACUACGACCAGUAUUACGGAGAGUCUGGAAAAAAUCACGACUCAGUUGCCUAUAAUUUCACUUUGGUCCACACCAGCGUGGUCUCUUCGGCGAUCCACGCUCACUUGGGCCACCCAAUGACCCAGCCGACUUACAUGACUCACUUAUGGGAGAAUGCGACAGUUGUGUGCGAGCACAAAAGUACUUUUUCUUAUUGCAAUGAAACAGAGUGUCUCUUCAACAUUCUUACGGAUCCCUGCGAGAGGACAAACAUCGCUAAAAGAUAUCCAAAGGUUGUCUCCGAGCUGGAUAUGAUCUUGGAAAAAUACGGCAGUGUAUUAGUGAGGCAGCCGAGGCUGCCAAUUGACGAGAUGGCCGAUCCUAAAAGACGGAACGACACCUGGGCACCCUGGCUUGAUCAGGGACCAACUAUCUACCCUUGGCCAGGGAACAAUGCAGCAGCAACAAAGAAACCUCAUAUUAUUGUUAUACUCGCCGAUGAUCUUGGGUGGAACGACGUAAGUUUCCACGGUUCAAAUCAAAUUCCCACGCCAAACAUCGACGCAUUGGCAUACAACGGUGCAAUAUUAAAAAACCACUAUGUCCUGCCAGUGUGUACGCCAUCAAGAACGGCAUUCUUUACCGGGCGUUAUCCGAUAAGAGACGGUAUGUAUGGAUAUCCUCUGAGAGCUGGAGAAGCGCGAGGUAUUCCAUUAAAUACAACUUUACUUCCUGAACAUCUCCAUCGUCUUGGAUACUCGACACAUAUGGUCGGUAAAUGGCAUUUAGGAUACCAGUCAGAUGAAUAUACACCAGCAAGGCGCGGAUUUGAUACUUUUUACGGCUACUACAAUGGCUACAUUACAUACUUUAAUUAUACAAUCACAGAACGUGGCCAAACAGGCUACGAUAUGCAUCGAGAUGAUGCUCAAGAAAUAAAAGCUGACUGGUCUCACACAAAUGAAUACGCAACUGAUGUAUUCACGGACGAAGCUAUCAGAAUCAUUGACAAACAUGACAGAAGUCAGCCCUUGUAUCUUCACAUAUCUCAUCUGGCUCCACAUGCCUCUGACGCCGAGGAAACACUCGAGACACGUGAUUUUGCAGAAGUUAAUCGCACAUUCGCUUACAUUCGUGACCUUCAGCGGCGUAAAUAUGCUGGCAUGAUGACCGCGCUGGAUGAAUCAGUCGGACGAGUUGUUGCAGCCUUAAGCCAGAAUAAUAUGCUUGAAAAUUCAAUCGUUUUAUUUAUGGCUGAUAAUGGUGCUCAGACCGUAGGAUUCCUUGAGAAUCAUGGAUCUAAUUAUCCAUUACGUGGAUUAAAAUUCACACUCUUCGAAGGAGGCGUUCGCGGAGCAGCUUGUAUAUUUUCCCCAUUAAUAAGACAAAAGGCCCAAGUCAUCGAUGAUCUUUUCCACAUGACUGACUGGCUGCCUACUCUGUACAGCGCGGCUGGAGGUAAGACCGCCGACUUGGGAGUGAUCGAUGGUGUUAAUCAGUGGCCCACCAUCAGCCGAGGAAAAUUCGGUAGACGUAAUUCCUUGUUGGUUAAUAUUGACGAGGAAAAUCUUGAAGCAGCUAUCUUUGGACAGUACAAAUUACUCAAAGGAGCCGGUCGGUUGUACAACGGCUAUUACGGUGACAAUGUUGAUGAUAACGAUCCGUCAGCCCCGGCGUAUGAUGUAGAUGCAGUAAUAUCCUCACCCGCCAGCCAAGCUAUUGCAGAUACAACUGGUAUCAUUAUGACGCCGAAAAAAAUAUUACAAUUACGUUCCAAUAGUAUGAUUGUAUGUAAAUCAUUUAAUAAGUACGCCAACUGUUCAAGUCGUUGUCUAUUCGAUCUCCGGGUUGAUCCAUGCGAAACGACUGACAUUUCCGAGCAACAUCCUGAGAUGGUUCAAACACUCGAGCAUUACAUUGAUAGCUACCGAGGAGUAAUGCAAGAACAAAGCAAAAAUCCAGUGGAUCCAAACUCUUAUCCUGCCCUGAAAGCUGACAAAGUUAAAACGUCACUCGCACCCCAGCGACGUACUCUUCUUUCCGACAACCAAAAGUGUGCAUUUGUCAACUUGGCCCUUUCUUCACCCUGA
Messenger RNA from Cotesia congregata, 3090 nucleotides. The record is from the annotation of a GenBank genome assembly. NCBI's taxonomy places the organism in Eukaryota, Metazoa, Arthropoda, Insecta, Hymenoptera, Braconidae.